Messenger RNA from Anolis sagrei ordinatus, 2700 nucleotides. Its product is annotated as nuclear apoptosis-inducing factor 1-like. Lineage: Eukaryota; Metazoa; Chordata; Lepidosauria; Squamata; Anolidae. The record is from RefSeq and is a predicted model, not a curated record.
AUCAAGAGAAGGGGCGGGGCUUAGGUUGGCGCGCGGAGUGUCCCGGCAAGCGUUCCUAUUGGAGAGGUGGGAAGGCUUUUUGUGAGAUGGGAUUGGGCGCCGCGUUGAGGAUGGGCGGGCCCAAAAGGAAGAAGAGUGAAUGCAGUGUCCCCCUCCUCUCCAAGAAAAGGGGCGUGGCUUCAAGGAGGCGCGCGGAGUGUUGCGGCGAGGGUUCCCUCUGGGAUGGGAUUGGGCGCCGCGUGGAGGAGGGGCGGGCCCGAAGCUGGAGGAGGCGGCUGCUCAUUGGGCGCCCGCUCCCCUCCUCCUCCUGCCCCCUCCUCAUGUCAACAACCGGGGCGCCUGCGCGUCUUUUCCCGGCUCGGUUGCGGGAUGGCGGAGGACUCCCCGAAGCGCCGCAAGGCCAACUUCAACGAGGCGGAGACGGAGGUGCUGGUGGAGCAGGUGCUGCGGCACGAGCAGGUGCUCUUCGCGGCCGGGCCCGGGCGGGCCUCCCCGGGGCAGAAGCGCAAGGUCUGGGAGCUCAUCCGACACAAGGUGAACCCGGUGGCCGCCUGCCCGCGGGAGGUGGAGGACCUCAAGAAGCGCUGGAGGGACCUCAAGCGCCGGGACCGGAGUAAGCUAUGUCGCUCCGGGGGCUCCCACACGGGGGCCGCCGCGCUGGGGCUGCUGGUGGCCGCGGAAGAGGCCUCCCCUCCGCCCGAAAGCAGCAGCAGCAGCAGCCCGCUCCUCCUCCGGCCCUUCGCCCCCAGCGGCGCCCUGCCCAUCGCCGGAGGCAUCGACACCCUCGACCUGCCCGGAGGAGGGGCCUCCCAAGCAGCUGGGAUCGGUUUUGCAGAUGACCCUGGCCCAUCCCACCAGCCAUGUGUGGAGAAGAUCAACUUAAAAGAAGAGAUAGUGGUAAAAGUAGUGGAGCCUGAGGAAAGCUCAGAAGACAUCGCUAUCGUUCCUCCCAGCCAGGAACAACUCCCUUUCCUGGGGUUACAGAAUGGACGUCCUUGUGGGAAAGUAAAAGCCAAAACAAAGACUCAGCCCCAGACAGACCCCAUUGAAAUUACAGAAGAGGAUCUGUUGAACGUUCAGCAGAACCAGCUUCACGUCAUCCAGUCAGGCUUUGAGAGUAUCAACCAUAACCUUCGGCUUCUGCAGCAGGGCAUGCAAGAUCUCAACAACAGCCUUAAUGUCAUGGCGCACACCUUAGUAGCUAUUAAGAAUGUAUAUGUAAAAAACAAUGCUGGUCCCUCCACCUUUGCGACUGUCAUGACUCAGACCACUGCAGGAUAUCUAAGCCCCGGGUCCCCACUGGAUGAGGACAGAGUUGGGCUCCCCAUGGCUGGAAGUAAUAGCAGAAGCAGCAGCUGCAGUUCCAGCUCCAUGUCACAAGAUCCAGGUCCUUCGGAAUUCCCAAGAUCCUCCCACAGACCUAUUAAAAAGGAGCAUCCAAAUGGCUGUUACUAUUUCUGUUUUGCAGAUGUGUAAAGCCUGAAUAGUAAGAGAACUACGAGGUUUGCAAGGAGCAGGUUUGUACCCAGCUCCAAUGCAACAUCAUGAUGGAGCAGCUGGGCCUAGCUGUCCACUGAUAAAUGCUCAGUAUGUCAGAUCUCUACCAUCCUCCAGCUGCAGAAACCUUAGCAUCAUAGGAGGCGUAACACUAAUGACAAACUCACUCUAGAACCAAUUUUGGUGAAAAACAGUGUAGAAAUACCAUCAGUGGAUAAAUGCAGGUUUUAGAACUAUUUAGAAAACAGUCUUGCUGCAUUCAGCAAGAUUUGCUCAUAAGCAAAAGUGCACUGAAUUACAACAUUGGUAGUUUAUUCAACAGCUUCUGGAGUUAGUUAUGCCUCUUAUAUAGUGUUGCCCUGACACUCUUUCACUGUGGAGGUGGAGAGCAAAAAACUUGAUUCAUCUGAUCUUCCUGGUAUUGAUUUGCAUUUUGAAGCAAAGCAGUAUGAAAAAAUAGCAGAAAUUGUACUUAUUACUUGGUGCGCAAUCAGUCACACAAGCUGUUUUAUUUUUGUAGCAAUCCAAACUGAAGAUUAGGAAGAAUUGAGUACUUGAUUGUACUUUGCUUUUUAAAAAGAAAGAAAAAAAGCUGUCUAUUGCAACUUCUGUACUAGAGUGUGAGCCCAUCUCCUUGAGGACUGGGAAUGAAUCCAGGUACUGAGCCACAAGCAAAGUGCUUGUAAGUUUUCCUAAACAACUCCUGUUUGUUGUUGCUCGUGUAUAGUUCUUAGAAGUACCUAUUCCCUGUAAAAGUGCUCUGUUCGAAACUUGCGGGAGUUGGGAGGCUGCCUUUUAUUGCAUAAUUAAAGAAGACCCCCCCCCCCCUGCAAAAUGGUGGCAAGUGUCUGUGUUCUAGAAAAUAAUCUCUUGCAUGAACAAUCUUACUACAAGGAUAUGUCUGAUUUGUACAUUUCUGAAAACACUGGAUUUCUGGCUUCAAUGUAUACUGAAUUUUGACUUGGCGUGAUCACUCCAGGUGAUUUUGACUGCAGCCAUUAAAGAGACAGUGCAGAGUUAGGGUUGGAUGGGGUGGGUUUGGCGGAUCUCUUCCAGUAUGAAACUGAACUGGGUGAUCUUGGCUCAGUUAUUGUCUUCCAGCCUGGUCUACCUCACACAUUGAUUUGUAAUAGGAAGAACCAUGAAUGCUGACACAAACGCUUUGGAAGAAGAGUGGGGAAAUAAAGGAAAUAAACCAUAAAA